Molecule: messenger RNA, 732 nt
Organism: Lathyrus oleraceus (garden pea)
Lineage: Eukaryota; Viridiplantae; Streptophyta; Magnoliopsida; Fabales; Fabaceae
Product: protein argonaute 5-like
Exons: 3
Coding region: 9-464 (151 amino acids)
Molecular function (GO): nucleic acid binding
Source: RefSeq, a predicted model, not a curated record
UGGCUAUUAUGAAGUCAAUCAUUCGUGCAAGAGACAAGGGUGUAAAAUUUGAAGUACAUUGGAGUGCUGAAGACCAACUAAUUUUUUUUCAUCAGGCUUGUGUCUCAAUAGAGGAUGGGUAUCUACCUAAAGUUACUUUUGUAGUGGUCCAAAAGAGACAUCACACCCGUCUCUUUCCUGUCAACCCCAAAGAGACCGAUAGAAGUGGAAAUAUUAUGCCAGGAACCGUGGUAGACACCAGCAUUUGUCACCCUAGGGAAUUUGAUUUUUACCUUAACAGCCAUGCAGGAAUUCAGGGGACUAGUCGACCAACGCAUUAUCAUGUGCUGUAUGAUGAAAAUAAAUUCACUGCAGACCAGCUACAGAGUUUGACCAAUAACUUGUUAUCUUGUAUGCAGUUCCUCCUGCCUAUUAUGCACACUUGCUAUUAUUCAUCAUGGGUGGAUGGGCGUUAUUUUGUUUAGUAUUGGUUAGAACUACUAGACAGCUUUUGGAUACAGUGGUCACUGGGUGUUGGUUGCUAUGGAUCUUUCGAGACUAAUAGUGUAUAUUGUUGUUGUACUUUUACUAAAUCAUGAAUAUGUUGUUGUAUAUUGUUGAUCAAAGAAUCAUAUAUUAAUGUUGUAUAUAUGAAGGAUUAAUGUUGUAUAUAAAUGGAUUCAUGUUGUAUAUAUCAAUGGAUUAAUGGUGUAUAACAUUGGAUUAAAGGAUGAAUUCAAUAUGAAUUUUACA